Molecule: messenger RNA, 1519 nt
Organism: Brassica rapa (field mustard)
Lineage: Eukaryota; Viridiplantae; Streptophyta; Magnoliopsida; Brassicales; Brassicaceae
Product: E3 ubiquitin-protein ligase SINAT4
Biological process (GO): ubiquitin-dependent protein catabolic process; multicellular organism development
Cellular component (GO): cytoplasm
Molecular function (GO): protein binding; zinc ion binding; ubiquitin protein ligase activity
Source: RefSeq, a predicted model, not a curated record
GAAGAGAUAACCGUCGGAUGAAAGGAAGCCUUUUGCAUCUGGACGGCUCAGAUUUGAUCUCUCUUCUUCCUCUCUCGUGAAACAGAGGCCACCAACAAGCACCCGACUUUUCCCAGAAACUGUCGGGUCGGGUCGGGUCAGAGUCAGGGCCGAUCUGUUUUUUUUUCAGUCUUCUUUCCCUUUUCUCUCUUUCUCCUGUCUUUUUUUUCUUUCUUUCCAGAUUCGUCUAAUCGAAUCCAUUCUCAAAUACUCCCAAAAGUAGUUAAAGCAAAGUGCUUUGUUCUUUCCCUCUUAAUCGGGUUUGAAAGAAAGGAAUUUUCUUUUCCGAGAAACGAGAUUCCACGAAAAAAUAAAAGAGAUUGUUUUGACUUAAUUGUGUUUUUGAAUUUUAGUUUUUUUGUUGUCUGAAAUCGGAUUGUGGUAAUGGAGACAGAGAGUAUGGACUGCGAAUCGUCGACGAGAAGCAUCACCAACGAUAACGGAACUUACCAUUUCUCUUCCACGAAGAAUCACGCCGGAGCUGCUGCCGUCGUUACCAAUAUAGUCGGUCCGACGACAACGGCUGCUGCCACUAGCGUCUACGAGCUUCUGGAGUGUCCUCUCUGUACCUUUUCUAUGUACCCUCCUAUCCAUCAGUGUCAUAAUGGGCACACGUUAUGCUCGACUUGUAAAGUGAGAGUGCACAACCGGUGUCCCACGUGUAGACAAGAGCUUGGAGAUAUAAGAUGUUUAGCUCUCGAGAAAGUAGCCGAGUCACUUGAGCUGCCUUGCAAGUAUUACAACCUCGGAUGCCCCGAGAUUUUUCCUUACUACAGCAAACUAAAGCACGAGUCUCUCUGUAACUUCAGACCGUACUCUUGUCCUUACGCUGGCUCCGAGUGCGGUGUCGUAGGGGACAUCCCUUUCCUUGUAUCCCAUCUCAGGGAUGAUCACAAAGUUGACAUGCACGCUGGCUCCACUUUUAACCACCGCUACGUCAAAUCUAAUCCUCGUGAAGUAGAGAACGCUACUUGGAUGCUAACUGUGUUUCAAUGCUUUGGGCAAUACUUCUGCCUCCAUUUUGAAGCGUUCCAGCUCGGGAUGGGUCCGGUGUACAUGGCGUUCCUGAGAUUCAUGGGGGACGAGGAAGAAGCAAGGAGUUAUAGCUACAGUUUAGAAGUGGGAGGGAGUGGGAGGAAACUAACGUGGGAAGGAGCACCGAGAAGCAUCAGAGAUAGCCACAGGAAAGUAAGAGACAGCAACGACGGUCUCAUCAUCCAAAGAAACAUGGCUCUCUUCUUCUCCGGCGGUGAUAGGAAAGAGCUUAAGCUUAGAGUCACUGGUAAAAUCUGGAAAGAGCAACACAGUCCAGAUUCUGGGCUCUGCAUACCAAACCUAUCUUCAUGAUAUCAUUCUUUCUUAUUUUUUCUCCUCUUUGAGAUGUUGCAUGAUGAUUUGGCUUGCACUGUUCUUCUAUGUCUGUAUGUAAAAACAUUUCUUGAAUGAAUUGUGUUUGAUGAUAGUUAUAACUUAUGUGUCA